GCGGCGGCUGGCGCACUAGCGCGAUGGGCCGGCGCGGACUCUGCCGGCUGCCGCUGCCGCUGCUGCUGCUGCUGCUGCCGCCGUUGCUUCUGGGCCGCGCCGCCUCGGCAGGCGGCGGGAAGCUGGGCUCGGCGUGCGGCAGGAACCACGAGUGCGCAGUCCGCGUCGCCUACAGCGAGUGCCGCGAGAGGCGCUGCGUCUGCCGCGAGAACCUGCUCGCCUCGGCCGACGAGUCGCGCUGCCUGCCGCCGCUGAAGCUGCGCUACCGCUGCGAGGAGCAGGUGCAGUGCGCUGGCGUGCCGCACGCCGCCUGCCUGCCGGACGAGCGCGGCUACCAACACUGCCUCUGCAAGCCCGCCUUCGUGCUGUACGCCGACCGGUGCCUGCCCAGGGUGAAGCUGCGGGAAGCGUGCGAGCUGACGGCGCAGUGCGGCAAGAACAUGGUGUGCGAGGCCGGCAGCUGCGUCUGCAAGGGGUUCGCCUACGAGCGCCACCGCCAGUGCAUCGUCGACCCAGACGAUUAUGUCGGACUAGACAGUUCAAGUACUCAACUGCUGUCUUCACUUUUCCUUAUAUUAGUCUCUUUACUUCCACUAUUGUGAUGCAGUAAUGUUUCCCAGCACUGGAAAGUGAGAUAAAUCAGUGUACAAGAAUGCUCCAAAAUGUUGUUUGAAAUUUUGUGGAUGCACUGGGAAGAAUUUGGACAAUUCAAAGUGUUUGGUGUGAUACAGACUUUUUUUAUUGGCUCUGAGUUUAACAGAGCAUGUAACUGUUGUGUGUAAAGAAAUAUGUGUGAUUUGUAUAUUGUCACAAAGUUUAUAGCCACGUAUUUGUUACUAGUCACUGCCACAAACCACAGAAUAAAUAUACAAGAAUUAAAAUACUUCUAGUUUUUCUACACAAAAUUGUACAUUUUGUAAUGGAGUUGUAAUGCAAACUGAUAUUACCCACAACAAAUAAUAUUUAAUUUAAUUGCAUGAAUAAAAUAUGUAGCUCAAUGCAACUGAAGUUGUCUGUUACUGUUAAUAGGUGUUACUAUAUCACUUUUGUUGUUGCUCAGUUUUUUAUUUUUCAUAAUUUUAUUCAAUCAAUAUUAGUCAUCAUCUAUUUAUCACUUUGGUCCAACUUUAUAUCUAUCAUGUAGCAAUUACCUUAUUUAUUAUGGAUGUUUUUUUGUUUCUUUUAUAUUGAAUCUAUCAUUUUUAUAAAUUCUUUCCCAUUACAUAAAUCUUUUUUAUGUACACAUUGAACCACAGAUUUUCAUUUUCAGUGUUUUCAUCCCUCAUGUUCUAGUUGUGAUACCAAAGCAUGUAACUAUCUUGACAAUAUGCUAGUCCAUUCCAAAAAGAUAUUUUCCUUUGUCAACUAAUUUUUUCCUGAUGUGUAGAAGGUGGUGCUUCACCAAUGUUCCAUUGCUACACUUAGUAGUUCAGUUUCAUCUCUGUUAGAAUUAAGUUCUUGUAUUCAAUACUAAUUAUUGCAUGUACACUUCUUAUUUCUUUACAUUCUCUCCUGUAUACCUUCUUGUGUUACUGGUAUGUUUAAGCUUGUUACUGAUGUGGUCAUGUGUUUAUGCAAAUGGUUUCAUGUACAUGUUUAUCAUUUUCCUGAUAAAAAUUUUGUGUUUGAUCAAAUUUUUUCACGACAAAGUAACAUUGGGCCUCAGAACAAAUUUAUUGAGCUGAUCUUCUUGCAUAAUCAAGACUUGAAUAGCUACUGACAGCAGAUCACAAAAAUAUUACUGGUGGUAAUCUGCUCUUAGAACAUGCAGAUUUUCUUUAUUUUUGAGAGAUCUAAUCAUUCUUGUGACUUAUUCAGCUUGCUUCAAAAAUUCAUAGAAAAAUAGGCUUUAGGGUAUGAAGGAACCAAAUGUCACAAAUUUGUUUCCAAUUAUUUGUUUAUAAAAUAUUUUACAUAAUAAGGACAAGUCUGUGAUCAUUUGAGUCAUUAUCAAUGCUUAUUUAAAUACUGUAGAAAGUUAGUUAUAUUUCUACAGUAAAUAAAGGGAACAAAAUUCAUGAAUUGCAACAAAUACUCAGUGUUAAAUUUAAGAAGUUAGAAUUUGUAAGAAAUCGCACAUUUCAGUGUGAUGUUGACAAACUGAUCUAAGGAAAUAUAUGGAAAGAAAUACUAUAAAUCAUACACAAUAUCAAAUGGUGGAUUCAUUAUAAUUUAAAUUAUUGCGUUUUUGCUAUUUCUGUGCCUAUGCCUUUUACAAAUGUCUUCCUUUUGAUAUCUAAAAAGAAAAUUAUAUUUGAUUUGUAAGUGAUACAUAAAACUGCAACAUCUAAAAUUAUGAAAUAAAGUUAGUGGCAAUAUCUUGUAAUUAUAACUGUAGACAUGUUCCACCUAGGUAUUUGUAAGCUCAAGAUUAUUAUUUUGAAGUUUAGUGUUAUCAAGAAAGAUAAUUUAUCGUAUAGACAGCAGUGGACUAUGUAAAAUUAUUGAACCACACCUCCUACACAUUCUGUAUAUUGUUGUGUAUCCACUACUUGAUAAUUUCAACAAGUACAAAUAUAUUUAUUAUAUGCUAGUUGUAAAAAUGUUUUGUAUCAUUUCUGUCAUAUUCUAGAAGACAACCUAAUAUUAUAAAUAUUACAUAGGAUUAAAAAAAUUUAAAUCA
Molecule: messenger RNA, 2623 nt
Organism: Schistocerca piceifrons (Central American locust)
Lineage: Eukaryota; Metazoa; Arthropoda; Insecta; Orthoptera; Acrididae
Exons: 5
Coding region: 24-602 (192 amino acids)
Source: RefSeq, a predicted model, not a curated record